Molecule: messenger RNA, 4491 nt
Organism: Pantherophis guttatus
Lineage: Eukaryota; Metazoa; Chordata; Lepidosauria; Squamata; Colubridae
Gene: SCLY
Product: selenocysteine lyase
Source: RefSeq, a predicted model, not a curated record
CCUACUAUAUGUCAGUGUUUUAAGAGCUUUUCUUGUUGCGUGUCGGGUUAUUUUUUCAAUGGCUGCAAUCGCAGUCAAUUGCUUAUGGCUGAGUAGGAGGAGCGCGGACUGGUUUGCGUUGAGAGUAUUUCCCUCAGUAACCAAUGGCGACGCCGUGAAGUUUGUGUAACAAUUGUCUCGCCUAGUUGAAGUCUUCGACAUUUAACCAUGCGCAUUGUUUCACAAGGAGACUGAUUGAGAAUGGCAGAGACCACCUUGAAGAUGAUACUAGUGGAACAAACAAUGGAGACUAAUGAGAAAUUAAACACUAAUGGAAAAAAUAAUAUCUCAUCAAACAGGAAAAUUUAUAUGGAUUACAAUGCAACCACCCCUCUGGCACCAGAAGUGAUUGAGACAGUUAAAGAAGCCAUGUAUGAAGCAUGGGGCAAUCCUAGCAGUUCUUAUGAAGCAGGUCAAAGAGCAAAGAGGAUCAUAAAUGAAGCUCGUGAAAAUCUGGCUAAAAUGGUGGGAGGACCGUUCCAGGACAUUAUUUUCACUUCUGGAGGGACAGAAGCAAAUAACUUAGUGAUUCAUACUGCAGUGAAGGAUUUUAUGAAAAGCAGCAAACGAAGUACUGUUGCAACAAAAGAAAGCCAUGAAGAAAAGACUUUAGGGACACUUCCACAUAUCAUUAUAUCUUGCAUUGAACAUGAUUCAGUUCGUCUCCCUGUAGAGCACCUGGUGAAGGAACAAAAAGCUGAAGCCACUUUUGUGCCAGUAUCAAAGGUAACCGGGCGAGUGGAAGUAGAUGAUGUUGUUGCAGCAAUCUAUCCAACUACCUGCUUAGUUUCUGUAAUGCUAGCAAAUAAUGAAACUGGGGUUGUGAUGCCCAUCUCAGAACUCAGUCAGCAGAUUGAAGUUAUCAACCACAAGAGAAAGGCCUCUGGUCUGCCAUGGAUCUUAGUGCACACAGAUGCAGCCCAGAUGAUUGGAAAGGGGCGAGUGGAUGUCCAGGACUUGGGAGUAGAUUACCUCACUAUUGUAGGGCACAAGUUUUAUGCCCCACGUAUUGGAGCCUUGUAUGUGCGAGGACUUGGUAUGAACACUCCCCUUCACCCCAUGCUGUUUGGAGGUGGGCAGGAAUGGAGCUUUCGUCCAGGGACUGAGAAUACUCCAAUGAUUGCUGGUCUUGGCAAGGCAGCUGAAUUGGUGAAUGAAAACUCUGAGCUAUAUGAAGCUCACAUGAGGAAAGUUCGGGAUUAUCUGGAAGAAAGGCUUGAAACUAUAUUUGGAAGACAAAAUAUCCAUUUUAACUGUCGACUGGAAGGCUCUAAACGACUUUGCAACACCUGUAAUUUUUCUAUAUUGGGCUCAGGUCUACAAGGUUGGCUGGUGCUCUCACGCUGUAGGACUUUGCUAGCCAGUGUUGGGGCAGCCUGCCACUCUGAAAAGGGUGACCAGCCCUCAGCUGUUCUGCUUAGCUGUGGAAUUCCUUAUAAUGUUGCACAGAAUGCCAUACGCCUCAGUGUGGGCCGUGAUACAAGCAAAGAAGAUGUGGAUCUGAUUGUAGAAGAUUUGAAACAGGCUGUGGCUGAAUUACAGUAGGCUGGAUACUUAUAGUUAGCAACAACAACAACAACAAUAACAACAACAACAACAACAACAAAAGAUCCAGUUCAUCAGUGUCAGGAAGUGAGCUUAUCUAGUCCUGAUACUCCAUUGCUCAAUGUGCUAUACUUACAUCUGACAUAUUGUGAGCUAUUAUGUUCCCAUCAAUUCUAUGAAACAGAAUUUUUGUUGAACAUCAAGUAAUUUGUUUACAUCUAUUGAAUACCUAGGAGCACUGUCUGCAUCUAUGAGCACUGGUUUCCCCCCCCCUCAAUUUUAGCACCAGUAAAUCCAAUUGGUGAAUUAUACCUUUUAACAUGUUUUAUCAAGCAGAAGGAAGAGCAAGGAAAUAUUUCUACUGGAUAUUUAGAGUUGGUGCUGAGCAGAAAACAAAUGUGAAUAUAAUGGUUGUCCCAAAGGUGCUUUUUCCAAAAGGCAACUGGACUUUCUUUUUUUUUUUUCUUUGAAAAUGUUUACUUCUCAUCCAAGAAGCUUCUUCAUUCAUGUCUAUGGAAAUUCUCAAUCAUCUAGGUCAUGGUUGUCCCAAAGUGUUUUUCCCCAAAAAGCAACUGGACUAUAUUGGGUUUUUUUUCUUUGAAAUGUUUCAUUUCUCAUCCUUCUUCAGCUUCUUGAAUGAGAAGUUUUCAAAGAAGAAACCCCAAAAAGUCCAUUUGCUUUUUGGAAAAAACACCUUUGGGACAAUCAUGACCUGGAAGAAGGAGAAUCUCCAUAGACAUGAAUACAAUAGGUAGAAGGUAUAUGCAUUUAUAUUCAUAUAAAUGUGUAUAUGCCAGACAUAUGCAUACAUAUAUGGUCAAGUAAAUCUCUAAAUUUGAAACAAUCAGGGAUUUGCCUUGGAGAUGUUUAUGUUUAACCCAGAAAUGUAUAAUAAUAAAUUGUUCUACUCUAAUAAAUACAUGUAUGCAUAUGCAAUGUGAAAGAAUGUAUAAUACAUCUAUCAAGUAUAAUACAUGUAUUAGAAUUAAGUAACAGAGAAAACCAGAAUAUUGGUUACAUAUAGGCCUGCUUCCUUCCAUUUAACUUUGCAUUAAAGGGUUAUUUAUAGUUUUAAGUAGCUAAGCCUGUUGCCUUUAGUUUUGCAAAAUAAAAGUGGGAUAUAAAUCUAAUAACUAAUUAACUGAAAAGUAAAUCUUGCUGGAGGCAACUCAGAUGUUGGGGAUCUGAAUCACGGGUUGCUGCUGUCCCUUUCUGCCAUGAAUGGCAAGAGGACAGAAUUACCCGCAACAGUAAUUCCCUUUUGAAGGAAGCAGGUGCUGCAAUAGAAGUUGGGUUUCACUGUCGCUGUUCGUUACAAAUCCUAAAAAGUUAUAAAUUUCAUAAAUAGGAGACCUCUCUUGAAAAAUCCUACAAAAAAAGAGAUAAUGGCAGCUGGGAAUAUAUAUGGCAGUUUUAAAUGUUGAAUUUCAGAAAUAUGUUGAAAUUGACUUGCAUAAGUGGAAUAAGGUCUACUGUUUUUGUGUUUUGUUUAUUUUUACUGCAUCCACUGAAACAUUGUUUGCUAAUAAUGAUGGAGCUAAAGAGGUAAUGUUUGGCUUCUUAGUAUUGUACUUGCUAAGAUUUUAAUAGGAAAUUCUCCAGUAUAACUCACUCACUGACCUUUCAUAGUAUUAUUUGUUUUACAUGGUAGCAUGACCUGCUACUAAAUGGUCAAAGUGGGUUAUACUAUAAACAGAUGCCCUCUGUAAAAUGUAAGCACAAUUAUGUCUUAGCAUGAAAUACAACUGCUUAGUUAUUCAUAGAAAGAUACAACAUACAAAGAAGCAACCAAUUCAUGUAUCUGAUUUUAUGUUGACUGUAAUUUAAAGCUAAUUUAAGCAUUUUAUUCUUCUGUAUUUUUAAUCUCAUUUUUUUUUAUUAUAUUUCUAUACCGCCUUUCUCCCGUAGGACUCAAGGCGAUGUACAGUCAAGAAAAAUAUAGACACACAAACAUCAUAAAUUUUUUUGAGAGUUGGCCUUGCCCAUCUCUUUUAACUAUGAUACUGCAGGAAAUUUAUUUGUUGAAUCUCUGUUUAAUCAUUGUGGGAUCUGAGAGAAACCUAUCAUAGGUUUCUAUGGGACCUAUCAAAUAUUAUCUAAUCAUCUAGUUUCCUUCAUGUUCAACAGUUCUGUUUUAAAAUAUUUGCAUCGAACAAUAACUAUAGAGAUCUAUAUCCAGAUUUUCACAGAUUCAAGGAUAUUUUACAUAACGGUAGUUUUUGAAAUUAGUAUGAUUGAAUCCCUUCCCCAUUAUCCACUCCCUCUGCUCUUGGGAGAUGUGUUUAGAAAAUGCAGUCUCUUUCCUCUGUCCAGCCAAACCGGUUCUUGUUUUGAAACCCAGUACAGUUUAAACCCCAAUUACAUUCUUGUAAUUUGGAAAUAUGUCUUGAUUUGCAAAAAACUUAUGAAACAGUUUCCUUUCCCUGGCUCUUGUCUUGAUCCCUCAUCUAUUUCUGUCCCUGAUCCAAAAUUAGGUUUAUUUAUUUAUUUAUCCAUUUAUUUAUUAAGAAAUUUAUAUACAUUUCUGGAUAAAUUUAUAAGGCAUGUUUGUGAUGGAGGCUCUGUGCAAGAGACAAAAACAUAUGUUUAAGUUUGUAGCUAUAUGGUUCUGGGUUGUUUUCACCCUGUAUGUUUUCUGUGAAAUUAGAUUGAAUGACAGAUAAAAAAAUAUUGAACUGAAAUUAAUUAUGAAGGGCUAAGGUGUUUGUGAUAGGAAAAUUGGAGUGAAAACUGGAAUUAAAUAUGUGGUAAACAUUAGAGUAAGAAAAUUGUAUGUCUUAGUAGAAGAUUAUCUAAACAAGGGAAUAUGGAUGGAGAGAUAUUCAGACAUGCAAAUAAUAAUAGAGAAUAUGGUGUAGUCUGUCAUGAGGAAUUAAUAUUGAAAAGUAUUAAAAUGUUUGUAUAUAA